GACCUUACAAAAAUCAGCGCAUUGUUUACUCAAUCAAUUUCCCGCUUCCAGAAAAAGGCUCAAUCAUCUCUUUUGCUUCCUCUCGUUCGUUAAUCCCUUUAACAUAAAUGCACAAUCUUUAGGGUUUAAUCUCCUCUUUUCGAUUUUCCCAGACCUUAAGAAGUUGAUGCAGUUGGGGUUUUGGGAGGUUUAUCUUUAGCUUUCACGCCACUUAAAGCACACCAAAAAAUGGCAGCUUCCACUUCCCUAUCGCUGUGUCCGUACAUAUUAUGUCGCAAGGCCGGUCCUAGAAAUCGUUACAUUUCUUGCUCCGUCGGCUCUCCUACUUCCAUAAGUACACGAAGAACUAAAGUGCCACGUAAAAGUUCAGGAAGAUUAGAUGGGGCUAGAAAAAGUAUGGAAGACUCUGUCCAACGCAAGAUGGAGCAGUUUUAUGAAGGAACAGCUGGGCCGCCACUUCGGGUCCUUCCGAUUGGUGGCUUGGGUGAAAUUGGGAUGAAUUGCAUGCUUGUUGGGCAUUAUGACCGCUAUAUUCUAAUUGAUGCUGGUGUUAUGUUUCCAGACUAUGAUGAACUUGGAGUCCAAAAGAUUAUACCAGAUACUACAUUUAUUAAGAAAUGGAGCCACAAAAUUGAAGCAGUUGUGAUUACACACGGCCAUGAAGAUCACAUUGGUGCGUUGCCUUGGGUUAUCCCAGCAUUGGAUCCCCAUACUCCCAUAUAUGCAUCAUCCUUUACAAUGGAGCUGAUUAAAAAGCGUUUGAAGGAGAACGGGAUUUUUGUUCCGUCUAGACUUAAAGUAUUUAAAAUUAGGAGGAGAUUUAAGGCUGGGCCAUUUGAAAUAGAGCCUCUCAGGGUGACCCAUUCUAUUCCUGAUUGUUGUGGACUAGUUCUUCGCUGUGCUGAUGGUACAAUUCUUCACACUGGGGAUUGGAAGAUUGAUGAAUCGCCAUUGGAUGGGAAAACUUUCGAUCGGCAAUUUUUAGAGGAACUCUCAAAGGAAGGAGUAACACUGAUGAUGAGUGACUCAACCAAUGUAUUGUCACCUGGAAGGACAAUUAGUGAAAGUGCAGUAGCGGAUGCAUUGUCGAGACAUAUUUCAGGUGCUAAAGGAAGAAUUAUUACUACCCAGUUUGCUUCAAACAUACACCGGCUUGGAAGCAUAAAGGCUGCUGCAGAUGUAACUGGUAGAAAGUUGGUAUUUAUUGGCAUGUCAUUGAGGACAUAUCUAGAUGCUGCUUGGAAGGAUGGAAAAGCUCCAAUUGAUCCAUCAACUCUGGUGAAAGCAGAAGAUAUUGAUGCCUAUGCUCCAAAGGAUUUGAUAAUCGUCACAACUGGAUCCCAAGCAGAGCCACGUGCUGCCUUGAAUCUUGCAUCAUAUGGAAGUAGUCAUUCCUUUAAACUGAACAAGGAAGAUGUGAUUCUGUAUUCAGCUAAGGUAAUCCCUGGUAAUGAAUCUCGGGUGAUGAAGAUGCUAAACCGCAUAUCAGAGAUUGGAUCAACUAUAGUGAUGGGUAAGAAUGAGGGGCUGCACACUUCUGGUCAUGGAUAUCGUGGAGAACUGGAGGAAGUACUUCAAAUUGUGAAGCCGCAACAUUUUUUACCUAUACAUGGAGAGCUUUUGUUUCUAAAGGAGCAUGAGCUACUUGGAAAAUCAACUGGCAUUCGGCACACCACUGUUAUAAAGAAUGGAGAGAUGCUUGGGGUUUCUCAUUUGAGGAAUAGAAGAGUUCUGUCUAAUGGUUUCAGUUCCCUUGGGAAGGAGAAUUUGCAGCUAAUGUACAGUGAUGGUGAUAAAGCAUUUGGCACAUCAACCGAACUUUGUGUUGAUGAGAGACUAAGAAUUGCGUCUGAUGGCAUUAUAGUGGUCAGCAUGGAAAUUUUACGCCCUCAAAAGAUAGAUGGCAUGGUUGAAAAUACCUUAAAAGGGAAGAUAAAAAUAACUACUCGCUGCUUAUGGUUAGACAAGGGGAAGCUUUUAGAUACACUCCAUAAAGCUGCUCAUGCGACAUUGUCAAGCUGUCCUGUGAAUUGUCCUCUAGCUCACAUGGAAAGAACUGUUUCAGAGGUAUUGAGGAAGACAGUAAGGAAGUAUAGUGGUAAAAGGCCUGAAGUCAUUGCCAUUGCAUUAGAGAACCCGGCUGGAGUUCUCUCUGAUGAGUUGAAUGAAAACCUAUCUGGCAAUUACAAUGCUGGUUUUGGGUUACCAACAUUGAGAAAAGUGGUAGAUGGGCAUCCAAGAAGGGGACCACCAAACAAGAUGAAAGUAGAAGAUGACGGCAUUUUGCAUUUAGAGAAUGCCUCGGAACAUAGUUUAUUAGAUGAUGAUGCUGAAGCUGAAAGGUUCUUACCCGUGGAAGACACCAGCACUUCAAUUCCCGACUAUACAGAAAGGCUUACACCCAAUACUGAUGAUUCUGAUGAAUUGGAGGAACAUGAGCCAGAAGUUAAGGGUGAUGGCACUGCAAGCAAUGGAGAUGACUCAGAAAUGACAGGCUCUCAACCAAAGUCGUCAAAGCCUAAGCGGAACAAAUGGAAACCUGAAGAGGUUAAGAAGCUAAUUAAAAUGCGGGGGGAUUUGCAUAGCAGAUUUCAAGUUGUGAAAGGGAGAAUGGCCCUCUGGGAAGAAAUAUCUACAAGUUUGUUGGAAGAUGGAAUUACUCGAAGCCCAGCGCAGUGUAAAUCUCUAUGGGCAUCUCUGGUUCAGAAAUAUGAGGAAAGCAAGAAUGAGAAGAGAAGUCAUAAAAGCUGGCCCUAUUUUGAGGACAUGAAUAAAGUUUUAUCUGAUUUUGAGGCAACAGCCACAACAUGACUCAAACUUUGGAGGGGAGAUGCUAAACAUAUGAACUAUUCAAAUAUAGCCUGAACCAAGACAAGAGUCAUAAUAAACAGGGACAAUUGUUGUAACCAUGGAAUUCAAGGGUGAAGUUGGAGGAACGGGAAACCGGGAAACGAGGAAAGAGGCUUGUUUUGAGGUCAGUAAAGUGUUCGAGUAUAAAUGUACAAAUGAUAAAAAUGGGUCAAAUCAGAAAGGCCAUUAAUGGCAAUAAUCUUGUAGCAAUAGACUUCCUGUCAGAUUUUCUAUUUUAUAUAGGCCCUAGCCCAUAAGGGAAUAACAACGGUGGAAUUUACUCUCUUUUUUUCUCUUUUGAAUUCAACAACGGUGGAAUUUACUCCCC
Messenger RNA from Gossypium raimondii (Peruvian cotton), 3178 nucleotides. RefSeq lists its product as hypothetical. NCBI's taxonomy places the organism in Eukaryota, Viridiplantae, Streptophyta, Magnoliopsida, Malvales, Malvaceae. The transcript is spliced from 17 exons. The record is from RefSeq and is a predicted model, not a curated record. The coding region runs from base 229 to 2811 and encodes 860 amino acids.